CUCGCCGUUCAUUUCAAAGAGUCAGCAAUGUCACAGCAACCAGGACAGGAAGAUCCUCACCCAUUACGUGACUUCAAGGAAUAUCAAAAUGCACUUUUCACAGCGCUGACGGGUGCAACAAGAGCCGCUAAUGCUAUUCCCAUUGCCGAUCUCGGUUACUUUCGUUCGCUGGAUCGAGGAUUUGCAAAGACUUUGGAUAGCUGUAGUGAGAAAGUCCUCAAGCUCAGUAACAACAUGCUCAAAUAUGCCAGUGUUGAAGAAGCAGAAGCAGCUCCUCGAUUCUACGAUAUAGACGAUGUUAUGGAUCGCUUCAAUAUCGCUAUCGAUGUGGUGGACAAUUUGCUCGAGAAAGCUGAUGUUGGGUUGGAUGAAUUACGAGGACAGCGAAAUAGAACUGAACCUAUCAUGAACCAAACUUCUCCAGUUGUGGCUCAAGUCGCAACCAAGGGAAAAGCUGACUAUAAGAUGCUUCACGCUCAAAAUAUCAUACGGCCGCAGCUGCGAUUCAAGGAUACCAUAGACAAUUCUUCCAACACGCCAUUCAUACCGAAACUUACAUUCAAACCACACAGCAAAACUCCACUAGAUCCCCGCAUCACCGAAUUGCAAUCGCUUUCACUCACAUCAUCGCAUAAAUCAGACGAAAUAUUAGCCGCUUCGUCUUUAGCUCACCCAUAUGAAUAUGAAAUCAAACAUAUUGAAUACCCAGAGCAACUAUUCGAAGAAAAGCCUGAACAAAUCUACACUCCAUUCGACGACACCAAAGCAACUUGGGUUGAUAACGAAGAAACAUUGAAGGAGAUGUGUAGCAAGCUUGAAGCCGCCACGGAAAUUGCAGUGGAUCUUGAACAUCACGAUUACCGAUCAUUCCAAGGUUUCGUUUGCUUGAUGCAAAUCAGUACUCGUGACGAGGAUUUUAUUGUGGAUACACUGGAAAUCAGAGAUAAGCUGUGGAUGCUGAACAGCGCUUUCACCGACCCCAAUAUCGUCAAGGUGAUGCACGGUGCCACCAGUGACAUUAUUUGGCUUCAACGCGAUUUCGGACUCUAUGUCGUUGAUCUCUUUGAUACUUAUCAUGCUUCCAAGAUGCUCGAGCUCCCCGGACAUGGUCUUGCUUAUUUAUUGAAGCAUUAUUGUGAUGUGGAUGCCGAUAAGAAAUAUCAAAUGGCUGAUUGGCGAAUCCGACCGCUUCCCACCGAGAUGUUAAAGUAUGCCCGCAGUGACACGCAUUAUCUGUUGUACAUUUUCGAUCGUAUGCGACGUGAGCUGUUGGAACGAGGAAACGCCAACCAUAAUUUAAUGCGAAAAGUGCUUGCUGAUUCCGAAGAGACCAGUGUACGAAAGCACGAGAAGGAUGUGUAUGAUAGCGAAUACGGCACUGGAUUCAACGGCUGGCGCAAUCUGUUGUCCAAGUGGAAGACGGCGAUCAAUGCUCAGCAAUUUGCUGUGUUCAAGGCUAUCCACGCAUGGAGAGAUCAAACGGCGAGAGAUGAGGACGAGUCGGUUCGAUACGUCCUUCCCAACCACAUGAUCUUCUCCCUUUUGGACAAGAUGCCCACCGAUAGCACAGGUGUUAUUGGAUGUUGUAACCCUGUUCCGCCUUUGGUUCGCAUGCACUCCCACGACAUUGCCCUUGCCAUUCAACGGGCUAAAAUGAGUACGGGAGAUAAGAAAUCCAUUGUCAGUUUGGAAAGCAUGCCUGCACCACGACAUACUCGAUAUGCCGAUGAGGAUACCGACAUGCCCGAAAUACGACAAGAGGAUCGCCAAAAGCUUGAAGGCAGACCAGCUGUCAAGGACGUCGAUCCUAAAUUGUUUGAUUUGGCUUUGAUCGAGGAACAGCGUCAACUUAAUUACCAACACUUGGCCAAACCCGAAUCAUUCCUUUUCGGCACCACGACUCACAUCGAAGUGAGCAGUGAUGUGUCAUCCAAGCAGGCUGCGGACCGUAUACGAAUGUCGCUACGACUCAGCGUACCUGGUAUUGAAGAUGCCAUCCUCCACACCGAAGGUGUCAUGGAAGAGCCAGCUGAACAUGUGUAUACCAGUAAGACCGACAGGGUAACCAAAGAAGAGGUUAAACCAGUGAAGCCAAAGGAUUCUGAUAUCAUUGUCGUGAGGGAGACCCCCAAGAAGCGCACCAGAAAGCGAGGAGGUCCCAAUGUAUUCAAUCCUUACGGUCAAGUGGUUGAUGCAAAGUUCAAAAAACAGCCCAAGGUAGCGUCUGCGACAAAAAAGGCGGACAAAGCCAUGACGUUCAAAAAAUAGCUUAAGAAAUUGUAGAAAGAAU
Umbelopsis ramanniana AG is the source of this 2290-nucleotide messenger RNA. RefSeq lists its product as uncharacterized. Gene Ontology annotation, molecular function: nucleotide binding; 3'-5'-RNA exonuclease activity; nucleic acid binding. The record is from RefSeq and is a predicted model, not a curated record. The coding region runs from base 28 to 2268 and encodes 746 amino acids. Gene Ontology annotation, cellular component: nuclear exosome (RNase complex); nucleolus. The transcript is spliced from 6 exons. Lineage: Eukaryota; Fungi; Mucoromycota; Umbelopsidomycetes; Umbelopsidales; Umbelopsidaceae. Gene Ontology annotation, biological process: nuclear polyadenylation-dependent rRNA catabolic process; nuclear polyadenylation-dependent snRNA catabolic process; exonucleolytic trimming to generate mature 3'-end of 5.8S rRNA from tricistronic rRNA transcript (SSU-rRNA, 5.8S rRNA, LSU-rRNA).